AUGGAUUGUAAUCUUCAGCUUGGCCUCUUUCAUUCUUCCACUUCUUUCUCUUCAUCUGCUUCGACUAUUUCCAUGGGAUCUAACGAUGGAGAAAUUAUGAAGCAAGAACAGAUGACGAUAUUCUAUAAUGGAAGAAUCUGUGUUUGCGAUGUUACGGAACUUCAGGCAAGAUCUAUAAUAACUCUUGCAAGUAAAUCAAAAACGUCAGAAGUAAAGAGUAGAACUUCAAUAGGAGGAGGCGAUCAUAUCUCACCAACGGUUCAAUGUCAAGAAUUAUACACUCAAAAUGGUCUUUCAAUGAAGAAAUCGUUGCGACAAUUUUUGGAGAAGCGAAAGCAUAGGAUACAAGCCACUUCUCCCUACCAUCGUUAGUUUCAACUUGAAAUCUUAGUUUAAAAACGUUAGGUAUUAGUAGAAGAAUACAGAGAUGUUUUUUUCCCUUUCAGAGGGUUUAUUAUAUUGUCUUGAUUGAUUUUUCAUUUU
Beta vulgaris subsp. vulgaris (sugar beet) is the source of this 483-nucleotide messenger RNA. Its product is annotated as protein TIFY 5A. Gene Ontology annotation, cellular component: nucleus. The record is from RefSeq and is a predicted model, not a curated record. Bases 1 to 372 code for a protein of 123 amino acids. Lineage: Eukaryota; Viridiplantae; Streptophyta; Magnoliopsida; Caryophyllales; Amaranthaceae. Gene Ontology annotation, biological process: response to wounding; regulation of jasmonic acid mediated signaling pathway; regulation of defense response. The transcript has 3 exons.